This is a messenger RNA of Jaculus jaculus (lesser Egyptian jerboa), 4914 nucleotides long. RefSeq names its product Ro60, Y RNA binding protein (gene Ro60). The coding region runs from base 228 to 1844 and encodes 538 amino acids. Gene Ontology annotation, molecular function: RNA binding. Lineage: Eukaryota; Metazoa; Chordata; Mammalia; Rodentia; Dipodidae. Gene Ontology annotation, cellular component: ribonucleoprotein complex. The record is from RefSeq and is a predicted model, not a curated record. The transcript has 10 exons.
CCUGCGAACCCCGGCGGCGGAUCGGGAGCCGUGUCCCUGCUCGUCAGGCUGCCGCCUCGUCUUUCCCGGAGCUGCGCAGGGCUUGCGUAGCGGCGCUGCGGGCCCGCAGGCUCGUCUUCCAAACACCGGUACCACGCCUGUGGCAAAAAGAGUGAGAACACCAUGAUUACCAUUGGCAUAACAGGAAAAGCAUCACCUGGGAACUUGAAGUUUUCUAAAAGAAAAAGAUGGAAGAAUCUGUAAACCAAAUGCAGCCUCUGAAUGAGAAGCAAAUAGUGAACUCUGAAGGUGGAUAUGUAUGGCAAGUCACUGACAUGAACCGGCUACACCGGUUCUUAUGCUUUGGUUCCGAAGGUGGCACUUAUUAUAUCAAGGAACAGAAGCUGGGCCUAGAAAAUGCAGAAGCUUUAAUUAGAUUGAUUGAAGAUGGCAGAGGACAUGAAGUGAUCCAGGAAAUAAAGUCGUUCAGUCAGGAAGGCAGAGCUGCCAAGCAAGAGCCUUUGCUCUUUGCGCUUGCAGUUUGUUCUCAGUGUUCCGAUGUAAAAACCAAACAGGCAGCAUUUAAAGCUGUUUCGGAAGUUUGCCGUAUCCCCACACAUCUCUUUACUUUCAUUCAGUUUAAGAAGGAUCUGAAAGAAAGUAUGAAAUGCGGUAUGUGGGGUCGUGCUCUCCGGAAGGCAGUUGCGGACUGGUAUAAUGAAAAGGGUGGAAUGGCCGUUGCUCUGGCAGUGACAAAAUAUAAACAGCGAAAUGGCUGGUCUCACAAAGAUCUUUUAAGACUGUCACAUCUUAAACCUUCCAGUGAAGGACUUGCUAUUGUGACUAAGUAUAUUACAAAGGGCUGGAAAGAAGUCCAUGAACUAUAUAAAGAAAAAGCACUUUCUGUGGAGACUGAAAAAUUAUUAAAGUACCUGGAGGCUGUAGAGAAAGUAAAGCGCACAAAAGAUGAGCUGGAAGUCAUUCAUCUAAUAGAAGAACAUAGAUUAGUCAGGGAGCAUCUGCUAACAAAUCACCUACAGUCCAAAGAGGUAUGGAAGGCUUUGUUACAAGAAAUGCCUCUUACUGCAUUACUAAGGAAUCUAGGAAAGAUGACUGCUAAUUCAGUACUUGAACCAGGAAAUUCUGAAGUAUCUUUAGUAUGUGAAAAACUUUGCAAUGAAAAAUUAUUAAAAAAGGCUCGUGUACAUCCAUUUCAUAUUUUAAUUGCAUUAGAAACUUACAAAACAGGUCACGGACUCAGAGGUAAACUGAAGUGGAAUCCUGAUGAAGAAAUUUUAAAAGCGUUGGAUGCUGCUUUUUAUAAAACAUUUAAGACAGUGGAGCCAACUGGAAAGCGUUUCCUGCUAGCUGUUGAUGUCAGUGCUUCUAUGAACCAGAGAGUUCUGGGUAGCAUACUCCAUGCUAGUACAGUUGCUGCAGCAAUGAGCAUGGUGGUCACACGAACAGAAAAAGAUUCUUCUGUAGUUGCUUUUUCAGAUGAAAUGGUGCCAUUCCCUGUGACUGCAGAGAUGACCUUACAGCAGGUUUUAAUGGCUAUGAAUCAAAUCCCAGCAGGUGGAACUGAUUGCUCUCUUCCAAUGAUCUGGGCUCAGAAGACAAAUACAGCUGCUGAUGUCUUCAUUGUAUUCACCGACAAUGAGACCUUUGCUGGAAAUGUCCAUCCUGCUGUUGCUCUGAGGGAAUAUCGAAAGAAACUGGAUAUUCCAGCUAAAUUGCUUGUCUGUGGGAUGACGUCAAAUGGUUUCACCGUGGCAGACCCAGAUGAUAGGGGCAUGUUGGAUAUGUGUGGCUUUGAUACUGGAGCUUUGGAUGUAAUUCGCAAUUUCACACUAGAUGUGAUUUAACAUACGUACAGCAUGAUCUGAGAGUCCACUGCUACUAGGAGACCUCACUAGUCAUACACCCCAACUUCCAAGCUCAUCGCAGGCCAGUGAGACGGUGAUCAGUGUGUGCACAAUGAAAACAUACAUUUCCAAGAAAAUAAAGGAAGGAAGGAAGGAAAGAAAGAAGAAAAAAUGUGCUGAGCUGGAAAUCAUAUGUACUAAGCUAGCUUACCUUCAAGAUACUGUAACUGCCUCUAUCUGAUAGAGAACUUCUUGUUAAUAGACACUAUAAAAUAAUCACAUUGCACUCUGGUGAACAAUACAUUUGUACUUAAAAGAGGUGAGAUCCAAAAGUGAGUAAUCCCACAUCAUGCCACUUGUUUGAAGAAGUGCUUACUGUUUUUUUAACUGUUUUCAUUGGAAAAGGACAGCUUUGAUAUCUCCAAAUACUCUGAAAUGCACUAGACCAAGUAACUGUGAUAGAAGAUGAAACUCAUGUGGUAAACUUUUAUACCAAGGUAGUGAAAAAACAGACAGACAUUUGAUUAAAUUUUGCAAUUCCUUUCAGAGUUUUCUAAGAUCAUAUAAAUAACAGCUUUCUUAUUCAAUGAAAAAGAUAUUUUAUUUCAUGUGCUUCAUUUGUAGUUGUGGAAUUUGUUACCCUUUGACCAAAACAUCAUGGAAAUCUAAAAGAAACUGUUAAGUUUGUAUUUACUGAGAAAUCUGAUUUGUUUUCUUUCAUUGUGUUUUGUUGCCAUGAGUAGGGAAUAACUUGACAGUGAUGUCCUCUGAAUAACAAAUAUACCAUCAUGUAAUCACUAUUUUCAUACUCAGAAAUGAAAAUAAAAUAUUUCAUAGAUUUAAGCCCCCCAUUCAUAAUCUUGAAAGCAUAACAAUUAAAAUGUCAUAACUAGUUUUUCCAUGCUCUUAAAAUAAGAAUUCUGCUAAUUACUUGUAACUUUUUUUUUAUAUCUUUUUUAAUUAUGAAUGUGUCAGUAGCCUCCUACAUCUUUGUCCAUUAUUCGUUUUGUGGGAAACCAUUUCUUUUCCUUUUCUUUUGGUUUUUGAGGUAGGAUCUCAGUUCUAUUCCAGACUGACCUGAAAUUCACUUUGUAGUCAGGCUGGCCUCUUAACUCAUAGUGAUCCUCGUACCUCUGCCUCCCAAGUGUUGGGAUUAAAUGCAUGCACCGCCAUGCCCAGCCCAUUCUUUUUCAUAGGGCAAAGAAGUAAUAAAGCAAGAUAUAUCCUGCAGGUUUAAAGGAAUUUUAGAGUAGCUUACUAACCAGUGUGUAGGAAAUAUUUUAAAAUAUUUUCGGUGUAUUAAACUUCCUCUUCAUUAUACUAAUAUACAUUAUUUUUUUGAACAAUUAUCCUGUCUUCCAUUGGGAGGGUUAGCAUGGAAGCAGUCUAUUGAAACACUCUUACCUUUUUCUCAUAAUUUUAUGAUGCUAUCUAAGGUAGUUAUGUAUAAAAUAAUUUUUAUGCACUGUAAUUGAGUUUUAGUGAGUGCUUGUAAAUCCAUUCUCACUGUUACAUGUAAAACCAAGUACUAGAAAUUUAAGUUACAACCUUGUGCUUGGGGAGUUAGAGGUUUUAUAUUUGGGGGGAAAGACAGGCUUUGGUAGUGUAAGGAUUUGUGUACAUAGUUUCCUCUGUUUUUUGGAAAAUAUAGGCUCUGGGAAUAAGAAAAUAUUCCUUUCAGGUGUAUUUGACAUGUUGAUGCUGCUUUGAUUUAUAGCCAUUCCUUCAAGGCAACUGGUAACAUUUUUAAAUGUUAUUUACCUAAGAUACUUUUGGCCAGUAAACUACUAGCAUUUCCCACUCUAAUUAUGCAUUACUUCAGUGUUACUCUGAUUUUAACCCUUGGUCGAGUGUUGAAUUGAGCAUCUUAGCUGCAGUAGAUACACCAAAAUUUCAUGGUUGAAUUGAAUUUAAAGUUAAAGAACCUAAAUAUUAUAUGGGAGCUACUGAAUUCUCUAAACCCAGGAUCUUCUGAAAAUAAAGAUUGUAACAUGAGCUAACAUUUUAUUACGUAUGGAAAUGUUAAAUAGAAUAUAACAUAAAAGUUUACUUCUUUCAGUUGUAUACUAUUUUGAUAGUGCUUUUAGAAAAACAAUAUUUCAAAGAGCUAAUAUUCAAUCUGUCAUGUGGGAAUCAGAUUAAAGAUGACCUUUUCUGAAGGCAUUAGGUAAAUCUAAUAAGAUAGAGUUUAAGAAGGAGGGAAAGGCCACCACAUUAAGUUGAUUUUCUCUUCAAAUCACUGAGCUGCCGAGCUAAAGGAAGCCCUAGAUACCCAAGGUCCAAGACAGUGUGAUUCUGGAGCACUAUGGCCUAUGGAAUGUUAAUCUCUUUGCUUAUAUUCCAAUGUCUACUUUCUUAGUACAUGAGGACACUGACUCAGAAGAGGUAAAGUAGACAGACUCCUGGAAGCCGUUUACCUUAGUUAGAUAAUAGGAAAUAAUGUUUGUACACAUGAUUGCUUUAGGAGACUAUAGCCUUUAUGAUUUUGUAGUUCAUAAUACUUCUCAGCACAGUUACAUUUUCAUAGCCCAUGUUACUGUAUUAUAAUACGGCCCUAUGGGGGAAAAAAAUACAGACUUUACCUCAUUAGUAGAGUGCACCCAAGUGGUAAACAAGUUUUUGAAACUGUUUUUAUGGUUACUGUUAAUAUUUAGGAAAAUUUGUUGUUAAAAACAAUGCUAAGGAAAAUAAACUAUAUUUCCUAGAUAAUAAGUAAAUCCAGGGUUUAUAUUUAAUUAAGAAAACAUUAAUGCUACAAUCUCACCCUUUAUAGUUGAUAAUUUCUGAGAAAUUACAUUUAUUAAAAGUUUAUAACUAACUGUUUUAUGAGAAUGUUAGGCAAUAUGCUAGUGAGUGGAAUUUAGUCCUACCCUUUGGAACUUCUGUAGCUUUACUUAAUGUGCUGUAAUAUUGAAGAUAACCAAUUUAACUUUCAUGAUUCAAUGUUGGUGUCUUGAAUAGACAGUUUAAUAUUUACAAAUAAUUAAACUUAGGAAACAGGACUUGUAAUACAAAACAAAACCUUUUUAAUUAAAAUUAUUUUGGUUAAUAAAAUAUGAGACUAGUUUAA